GUUGUUAAGGGGUGACAGAUAUUGACAAACGGGCUGCAUUCACCUUUGUAGCUCAAUCGAGACCCGAAGACGAUUUUUUUGCAUUCGUGUACAUUAUGCAUGUUUUCAGAAACAUGAAAACGAUAAGUGAAACAGCAACGGAAGCCACACAUUUGUUACAAAACUUACAACACCGUUCGUGGUACCCCUAUUUCUUGCGAAAGUGUACUCAGCGAUAAAUACAAGGGGAACACCGUCUGGUACAUUGCAAAGUCAAUACGGUGCUCAUCAACACUUGUGUGACCUCAAACACAGCGAAAAAAGAUUUUGUAGUUUCACAGAUCGGGCUUAUUUAUCCCAGCCUCGAUGCAGAUAGCAGGUGAAGGGAGAUAAACACGUUCACAAUCACAACAAGAAAUACCCAACAUGGUGGCGGAAGUGUACUUGAGCGGCAGGCUGAAAAAUGACAGUGGUUGUGUGGUGACUCUUUCAUCAAGUGCAGUGUUGUUUGUUGUGGAAUACUGUGCACCUGUGGAUGUGCGCAUUAUAUUUGUUGAAGAUGCAGCUGCACAGAGGGAGGAACAGAUUGAAUUACCACUGCAUGCAGUGCAGAAGCUCCACCACACUUUCACCGAGACAGAGUUACUUCCCCUGAUUAUUCAGAACUGCCAAUUGCCUGUGAUAUUUGAUCCCCAAAUAGCUAUGGUUAGAUCAGGACUUUGUUGUGCUGUUCGACAUCUUGUUAAGUUGGCAGAUGCAACGAAUCCCACGAAGUACUUCAAGGAUUUGCUGGGUUUCAGACAAGGAAGCCUGAGGAUGUGUGCAGAGGUGUCGGGUUGGACGAAGCUGUGUGAAGUGGAGCUGAACAAAAGUCUGACUCAGCUUAUUCACAAUUUUAGACUUGUGUCAGACACUGGGAAGUUGGAAGUAGAGUUACCUCAAGAUCUGAUGAAACUUGAAGCUCAUUUUCUCAAACCUCCCAAAAUUCAUAAUGAUGACAAGAUGAGGAGAGCUGUGUUAAAGGAGGUCAAAGAAGAAAUGAAUGAUGAAAAAACACGAGAUCAAAUACUAAAAACUUGUAAAUUGAGAACAAACAGUUUUCUGCUUGAAAAGGAAAAAAAGUUUCCCCAUGGAAACAGAACAUUCAAACUUGUAAAACAUUUCAGUGGAGAUAAGGGGACUGACAAAAAGCAAACUGUAUCAAAUAAAUGUGAAAAAGUUAUUCAGAAUGGAAGUGCCCAGAUUACAGCGAAGGGAGAUAACUCUGUCGAGGACUUGAUAAGGGGUAUAGAAAGCUUGACCUAUCUGGAUGUGGAGUUGCUUCACCUGUACUCCGAAGGGAUAGAGAUGACCGUGGCAGAUCUUGUGCUGUUUGUCUACCUGUAUCAUGUCAUAGAGGCUCUGAACUUCAGCUGUGGUGAACUGUUUGAGAGACUCCCACGCGUCAUGGAGUGGUUAGGAUACAUGAUGAAAGUGGAAGGAAUCAAGACGAUGAUGGACACGUGCUUCAAGGUCACUGACCUGGCCCAGGCCUUGACAGAGGUGAGGUCAGCAGGUGUGAUGCUGUCUGUGCCCACCAUGGAGGAUGUCACCGAGGAUGAUAUGGAACUCAGUCGGAGAUGUAGAAGCAAGCACAAGGCCUACAAACCAGAUGUCAGUCAAGCCCUGAGGAAGAUUAAGGCCAGUGGUAUUGUCCCCAAGACUGGAGAGCACCUGCGGGGCAGUGAUGUGACCCUGGACUGGGAAACUAUGCCUUCUGCUGUACACCCUAAAGAAGGUCAAGUUCCUGCCAAGAGGACAGACAGAAAGUGCCAGCAGCUGGAGAACUUGGUGACAUCCGUAACGGCGAUGGCCCGGACUGGUGAUGUUAUUGUAGACUUCUGUAGUGGAGGGGGUCAUCUAGGCCUAGCUGUGGCGUAUCUCCUACCUGAGUGCAAGGUAUAUUUGAUUGAAAACAAGGAAGAAUCUUUGAUGAAAGCCAUAAACAGAAUAGAUGCUCUGAAACUGAAGAACGUAAUUAUGUAUCAGUGCAACCUUGACUACUUCCAUGGGAAGUUUGACAUUGGUGUGUGUCUCCAUGCUUGUGGAUCUGCAACUGACAUGGUCCUACAGCAGUGCCUCAACAACAGCGCAGCCUUUGUUAUCUGCCCUUGUUGCUAUGGUGGCAUUCAGAAGACACACCUCCUGACAUAUCCCAGAAGCCAAUGCUUUCUGGAUGCUGAUAUCACCUACAAGGAUUUCCUUACCCUCGGCCAUGCAGCGGAUCAGACAGAGUUUAAAAUUGCUCUAGAGGAACAAGGACGGUACUGCAGCAAUCUGGUGGACACUGAUCGGGCUGAGCUGGCCAGGGAACAAGGAUAUUCAGUCAUUCUGUGCUCACUCCAGCCCCUAACAUGUACACCUAAAAACAACCUACUUUUGGGUACUCCCAACCACAGGAGCUUUGCGGUGUCCUGAUAGCUGGACAGAUUCAUUGUCCAAUCAAAUUCUUUUAUGAUGAGAUCUCACAGUAUUAAUCUUAUACAGUCUUGAAAUACCCAUUUUAUUUUUUAAACUCACCACAUCCUUGAUUUUAGUAACCGUGAUUGUGAUCACUCACAAACUCUGUUACCAGCGAGAUGGCUUGCUCAGGAAGCAUGACAUCUUCCCAAGGCGAGGGCAUUAACUGACUAAAAAGUCCAGUUUCCACCCUGGCCGAGCUACACUUGAACUUCUAGGCUCAUUCGUAGCGCCAGCAAUGGCUGUUACGAGUUAUGUCCCUCCUAUUGACCAAUCAGAUUCCAUCUCUUAUAUUACUUGCAUUUGCUUCAAACAAAAUGGCGUCACCCAGUCAAGACGAUCUGAUCAAUAAUCAAGAUCUAUAUUGUAAUAAAACGGGUCAUACCCCUGCGAAGUGUGUCAAAUCACUUGAGCACCUAGAUAAAAAAAAUGGUUUGCAAAUCCCGAGUCGACCGAAAUCUGCAUGUUGAAAUCCAAGUUGUUUACGAACAGGAUGUCUAGUGCGUUACACGAUUUUAAUUGGACUAUGCAUAGACUCAUUAGACCAGCCAAGAUGCAAUUCCGGAAUACCAGCAUAGUUGAGCAUGGGUGGAAACUGGACUUUUAUAGUCAGUUAACACCCUUGCCUGGAAGCGUGAAUCCUAAUCCUAGAUGGCUUCCUGCUUUAAAAAAUAGUUUAUUGUGAUUUUAGCACUGAUACUUUACAUCACUGGUGUGAGUACCAUAGGUAUUCAUACUGAUUAUUAUUUUACAUUUUAAACAUUUUUAUAAAACAGGUCCAAACCUAAUUUUAUCGUUAUAAAAAAUGGUAAUUACCGGUAAACGGGAACACUGUCUACGCAACAUGCGUCAUCAUUCCCCAAGGUAAUGGGUCAUUUGUCCCACAGGUAUAAAAUCAGUCUGAAGCUGUGUGUUUUCCCCGCCAGAAAUCUGUGAUUGUGGGUUCGAAUCUCGGUACACCCUCAUGUUUUUAUCGAUGUUCAUUAAUUUGUAUUGAUACAGCAUCAACAAUAAAGCAUUUACCCCCAAUACAUCAAUAUUGCAAUAUAUGAUGACAUCACUGUUCUGUGGCAAGGUGUACAAGUUAUGUCCUACUGGUGAGGCAUGGGUGGCCCAGUUUAAGGAGGCUGUGUAGGGUUCCAUCCCUUGGGAAUGCCAGGAACUUGUGAUUGUGGGUUUGAAUCCCAUUUCACCCUUUAUGUUUCUAGGUUUGUCAGCAUCAUACCCGUAGUCAUGGUUUCACAACAUAAAUGUCUGCGACCUGCAUCACUUAGGGCUUUCAUCCCACAUUUAGCUGACAUAUUACUAAAUACUGUUCAAAGCAGCGUUAAACCAAACUCACAAACUAAUUCACUUACUCACUCGACCCAUGAAGA
Molecule: messenger RNA, 3854 nt
Organism: Haliotis rufescens (red abalone)
Lineage: Eukaryota; Metazoa; Mollusca; Gastropoda; Lepetellida; Haliotidae
Product: glutathione S-transferase C-terminal domain-containing protein-like
Exons: 14
Coding region: 406-2436 (676 amino acids)
Source: RefSeq, a predicted model, not a curated record